Molecule: messenger RNA, 3633 nt
Organism: Ostrea edulis (European flat oyster)
Lineage: Eukaryota; Metazoa; Mollusca; Bivalvia; Ostreida; Ostreidae
Product: neuroglian-like
Exons: 11
Coding region: 867-2654 (595 amino acids)
Molecular function (GO): protein binding
Source: RefSeq, a predicted model, not a curated record
AAAUAAGAAUCCACUUCAUCAUCUUUCAACAAAUUGAAAAUCUGUCUCCCAUAAUUCCUUGUAUUGGAGAAACUCCCAGAAUUCCUUAUAUUGGAGGAACUCCCAGAAUUCCUUGUAGUUCCUCCAGAAUUCCUUGUAUUGGAGGAGCUUCCAGAAUUCCUUGUAUUGGAGGAACUCCCAGAAUUCCUUGUAUUGGAGGAGCUCCCAGAAUUCCUUGUAUUGGAGAACUCCCAGAAUGUCUUGUAUUGGAGGACUCCCAGAAUGUCUUGUAUUGGAGGAGCUUCCAGAAUAUGAAGGUGUUUUUUAACUUAGGUAGGUUUGGGUUUUUAAACUUUUACCUUAAGAUCAAGGAUACACUUAGGAUGAGAGAUAUAAACUUUCAAUCAGAGAUCAAGGAUACACUUAGGAUUUGAGUUAUAAACUUUUUACUUUGAGAGAUCAUAUUGUAAAAUGUACACCAUUGACUAACAAGACUACAGGCUGUUUCUAAUUUUCAGAUAUUGACAGUAUGGGGUGUGUCCAGUGAGUGGGGAUUUUGAUUCCAUUAGGACAGCUUUAAUCCAGUUUAAGAUAAUUUUUCUGUACCAUGCACUUCUGUACUUGCUUAAUAGGAAACUGACCGAAGGGCCUCCUUAAUUAAAGCCAUGGACAGUAUCAUUUGUAGAAACUUUAUUAAAGAUGAUGGCCAGGUGGGAGAUUCUCAGAUUGACAUCCAAGCUUCAGCGGUCAGUGAACAUUGGAAAGAGUGGACUCCACGUGGAGGAGGUGGAAUUCUUUUGCUGUAGAACUUGGACAUUAUGAAGACAACAAGUCUUGUGAAGCAUACUCGCAGUGUUCUCGAAGUUAGCGUUAAAUGAAGUUUAACCAUGAGGCGAACGGAACAUUUUUUGUGGGAUUUUACGUUAUUGUGGUGCUGGCUGUGCUACUUCGCACGAGGUGACCAAAUCAAAAUCCUGGACACAUUAAUAAACCAAACAGUUCGGAAAGGUCACAAGGUGUCAUUCACAUGCUCAAUCGGAUUCAACAACGAGAACACAGAGGGAGGAAGUCUGCGAAUCCGGUGGAAACACAAUGGGGAAAUACUGGACACUAAGUCAGACAGAUACAAGGUGAUGGACAGAGGUCAGACACUGGUCCUCAGGGAGGCGGACUACAGCGAUGCUGGACAGUACACCUGUAUAGCCAGCAUUAGGGGACAGGUCACCGGGCGGGAAAAAUCCUCCGCUAAAUUAGAAGUUAAAGGAACACCAGACCCUCCUCAGGAGGUAGAAAUUAGUUCGUGCGGACCGAAGCGGGUGGAGUUGAUUUGGCGCGAUGGAUCGGACGGAGGGGAGCGGAUCACGGAGUACCUGGUGCAGUACAACACCUCCGACAAUCCGUUCUACUGGAACUCCGCAGACGAAGAAAUCGAAUUCAUGGACAAGUCGUCAAAGACCGCCUUCAUUAGCUUGUCACCGUGGGGGUGGUAUUCCUUCCGAGUCUUGGCCAAGAACAGUUUGGGAUACAGCGAGCCGAGCAAACCUACAAAAACAGAGUGUAAUACGCCCCCCGAAAGGCCGACGUCCAAUCCUGUCAACGUCAAAACCAAGACCGACAAGGAGGGGAAACUAAUUAUCACAUGGGAUCCAAUGCCACGGAUGCAACACAAUGCUCCGAGUUUUGGAUAUCGAGUGGGCUGGAGAAAGAGAGGCAGUUUAUACUGGAACCGAAAAGACAUCAAAAACCCAAACGAAAACCAGUUUGAGGUGGAUGUUGAUGAAGUUUAUGGUCUGUACGAUGUCCAAGUUCAGGCCAUCAACAGUCACGGUGCUUCGUUUCAGCCAGUGUUCACUGUUCGGGGACGCUCGGGGGAGGGGGUUCCUCUGAUCAAACCAAGGGAUUUCCGAGUUGACAUGACCAAACCUGCUGGGCCCCACAAAGCUCAUUUCAUUUGGGAGUCCAUCAAUCCGCUGGACGAAAGAAUAAGGGGAAAGUUCAGAGGUUACAAGUUACAGUACUGGAAAUCUAGUGAAGGACGUAGAAACAAGGAUGAAGUGAUGAUUGCUGUCGAUGCAGACUCCGCACACCUGUCACAUGAUGUAAUGGCCUCCAUUGUGGAUUUACCAGCUAACACUGCAUUCCGGGCGCAAGUGUCCGUAAUGAAUGGACAUCACACUGGGCCGACUAGUAACACGAUCGACUUCAAGACGUCAGAGGGGGUGCCAGGUCCGGUUCGGAAUUUAGAGAAGGAUGAAAUAGAGAGCAGUUACGCGGUGCUGAAGUGGGACCCACCAGACGAACCCAAUGGGCUAUUGCUUGGAUACGACCUUGGUUACCAGAGAGUAAAUGGUGAUACAGCUGGAGACAUCCGAGCACUGGAGCCAAAAAUAAACAACCCCUCCCAUACCUCAGCCAGGAUAACCGGUCUUAUACCAAACCACCAUUACCGGUUCUUUGUCUGGGCCAGAACCAGAGCAGGGCGGGGGGACCAGCGCGCUGUCCAGGUGGUUACUAAAGGGUCUGCCAACCACGCUGCCAACCAUGCAACCAACGGCAAGAUGGCCAGCAAACAUCAAUCAGGAAAUGGUUUAGCGUCUCAUAAUCUGGGGAUCAACUUAGAAAUCCUCGUCGCACUGGCAAUCUCAUGGACACUAGCAAAUCUCGUCUUCCACUGACUAUCAAUGAGAGCAGGGUGUGCUCGGAAUGAACUAUUCCAGAAGGACAUUCAGCUGUUAGGCAACCUUGGAUUUCGUGCUUCAAGGGAAAUGUAAGGGGGAAAAACACACAAUUACUGAGAUAUCUGGUCCUGUACAACACUGAAUUAUGGACCGGAUAAUUAACAAAUAAAAACUGAUUGAUUGUGGGAUAUCUGCAGAACAGAGAUGAAAUGGCGACUGAGAAGGACAGGAUUUGUACAGUUAUCAAUGGACAGACAAGUACAGUACUACAUAAUGAUUGCUGUCAAACACCUGGUCGUCUUAAGUUAAACCUGAUCAUUGUGCACGAAGAGUAUAAAUCAGGAAGGACCCCCAGAUAAACAGGAGCUGUGUUCACGAAUUCAUUCUUCACCGAUUUUGAAAUUUUCCCAACUUCCAUUUUAUUGAAUCCAAACGUGUUGUACAAACAUUGGGCCACUGCAAAGAUUUCGAGUGACAUCCACAUAUUCCGUAUUUUACAUUUUGUUGAGUUUUAAUGCUGAAUAGGGAAAGUUGUGAAUUGUAAUGGCAGAGGACUGUAAAGACUGUGCAGCAAGUGUUUGUGUCUCCCCAUGGGGAGUGAACCAUGGAAUGCUUGAUGCUCUGUUUGGUGUACCUAAAAUGUGAUGUGUAAUCUAGUCCAGAAAUGAGCAUUCUAUGGAGACCGUUUCCAUGGAGUUUAGAUGUCAUAAGAAACAAACAGUGAUGUCAUUUCCUGUUAUCAUUCCGAAUUUAUUCGAAUUCCAUAAACAUUCCAAUGAAUUCAUUACUGACGGCAUCGUCGUAUAAGACGGUGGCUUGUGUGUGCAUAGCAAAACGCUCAGCGACUUCUGUCUCGUUACAGAAUCGUCUUGCUGCAAUCGAACCUCAUUUACUGUUCAUUAAUGCUUAAACUCCGGGCAUAGGAGAUUGGAUGUAUAUCGAUGUUACGGCAACUAAUUAUAAAAAUAUUGUACGA